Molecule: messenger RNA, 1605 nt
Organism: Ilex paraguariensis (yerba mate)
Lineage: Eukaryota; Viridiplantae; Streptophyta; Magnoliopsida; Aquifoliales; Aquifoliaceae
Source: the annotation of a GenBank genome assembly
UUGCACAAAUUGUGUCUAUGCUAUGAAUAGCUCACACUUCUCAACACCACCAAUAAAAUGAGCUCCCCUUGUCCUCCUCAUUAGCUUUUUUUCAGUUUCUCUCUCUCUCAUUCAUACACACAUUGUUGGAGUGAUUGAAACCUCUCUUCUUGCCUCGUCUCCUCUCCUUUCCUUCUUUUAGACGACUCUUCAGCUCACAAGAAACACCCAGAAGGCUCUAUAUAUUGUGCUCUAGAACUGAUCAAAACCACUGAUUAAUUUUUUAGGCUGAAAAAACACUGAUUACUUCAACAAUGGUGAAUGACUAUGUGGGUCUCUUGGUAUUAUGCUCUGUUCUUGUUUUUGCUUUUGGGUCUUCAACAAACCUACCAAUUCUAUCAUUUGAUGAAGGGUAUUCACAGCUUUUCGGUGAUGAUAAUCUCAUGGUCCUUAAGGAUGGAAAAAGAGUUCACAUCUCUCUAGAUGAAAGAACAGGUUCUGGGUUUGUUUCUCAAGACCUUUAUCUUCAUGGAUUCUUUAGUGCUUCCAUUAAGCUACCUGCAGAUUACACAGCUGGUGUUGUUGUUGCAUUUUAUAUGUCAAACGGAGACAUAUUUGAGAAAAACCAUGAUGAGUUAGACUUCGAGUUCUUGGGGAAUAUCAGAGGCAAAGAUUGGAGGAUUCAGACCAAUGUUUAUGGCAAUGGAAGCACAAACGUUGGCAGAGAAGAAAGAUAUGGCCUCUGGUUUGAUCCUUCAGAAGAUUUCCAUCAAUACAGUAUCCUGUGGACUGAGAAUCAGAUUAUUUUUUAUGUCGACAAUGUUCCCAUUAGAGAGAUCAAAAGGACAGAGGAAAUGGGUGGGGACUUCCCCUCCAAGCCAAUGUCUUUGUAUGCCACAAUCUGGGAUGGAUCAAACUGGGCUACUAAUGGAGGCAAAUACAAAGUCAAUUACAAAUAUGCCCCUUAUAUUGCCAAAUUCUCAGACCUCGUCCUUCAUGGCUGUGCAGUUGAUCCAAUUGAACAGUCAUCUAAGUGCGACAAUGUCCCAAACUCUGAAGCAAUCCCUACUGGUAUCACACAUGAGCAAAGAAUCAAAAUGGGGCACUUCAGAAAGAAGCACAUGCAGUAUUCUUAUUGCUAUGAUAAGACUCGAUAUACGGCUCCUCCAUCAGAAUGUGUCAUUGAUCCCCAAGAAGCUGAGAGGCUCCGAGGUUUUGAUCCGGUUACAUUUGGUGGAGGCCGCCACCAUCAUGGCAAGCGACACCACCGGAACCGAUCAAGCCGGGCUGAGGGAACAUCCAUUUGAUGAGAAGGCUGUAACCUCUGUAUCUUGACAUGCUCAUUACUGUCAUAUUACUCUUCAUUUCAAUUUUAUUGGUGUCAGUUCUUUACUGUGAAUAGAGAAGGAGAGUGCAUAGAGUCAUUGAGGGUCAUAGGAUAUUAUAUGGGACAUGAUCAUGAAUAGGGUAUGUAUAUAUUUCAUACCUUUAGGUUCCCCAAGCCAUAUUCCCAUUGUUGUUGUCUGUGUUUAUAAAUUUCUCAUGAUUACAAUAAAAAUUUAUUACUGCAUGGUGUCAUUAUUAUAUUUGUGGUGGGUGUAGUUUUCCAAUUUUCAAAGGGUUUAA